This is a messenger RNA of Anoplophora glabripennis (Asian longhorned beetle), 4091 nucleotides long. Its product is annotated as RING finger protein nhl-1. Gene Ontology annotation, biological process: negative regulation of translation; proteasome-mediated ubiquitin-dependent protein catabolic process; protein polyubiquitination. Gene Ontology annotation, molecular function: ubiquitin protein ligase activity; protein binding; zinc ion binding. The transcript is spliced from 8 exons. The coding region runs from base 223 to 4008 and encodes 1261 amino acids. The record is from RefSeq and is a predicted model, not a curated record. NCBI's taxonomy places the organism in Eukaryota, Metazoa, Arthropoda, Insecta, Coleoptera, Cerambycidae.
GGCCAACACAACGACAGGGCCGGUAGUAGAAAUUUUAGUGAAAUACCUCAAAAUCACCAUACCCGCCAAAAGUGACAUCUUUGACAUACAGUGGAAUACGGAAAUUAACAUCGCGUCGGCCUUACGAGGAGAAGUCAAUAGUUAGUGCCCUGCGGGGCCUCGGAUAACUGUCGAUAAUAAAGCAAACAAGAGAAACUCCAACAGCGAAUACACGACUGAAAAAUGGAACAAUUCGAGCAACUUUUGACUUGCGCCAUCUGCCUUGAUAGGUAUAGAAACCCCAAACUAUUGCCAUGCCAGCACAGCUUUUGUAUGGAGCCUUGCCUGGAAGGCCUUGUAGAUUACGUACGAAGACAGGUUAAAUGCCCAGAAUGCCGCGCCGAGCACAGAAUCCCCUACCAGGGGGUCCAGGGCUUCCCCACCAACGUAACCCUGCAGAGAUUCCUCGAGCUGCACAUCGAAAUAACCGGGGAGUUGCCCGAUCCCACCAGCGGUCAAGUGAUGGAGAGGUGCAACGUUUGCUCAGAGAAGGCCUACUGCAGCUUCUGUUCGCACUGUGAUAAAAAAAUAUGCGAGGAAUGCAAAGGGGCCCACAUGGAGAUUCUGAGAAGGGAAAUCUCCAGAAUAAACAACCAGAUCAGGAGGGGCAUCCACAGGCUACAGGACACCCUUUCCCUGGUGGAAAAGAACGCGCAAAACAUACAGACCAACUGUCUGUCUGUGGGCGAGGAGGUCGACGAAAUCUACAGGAGACUCAACAAGGCCCUGAAAGAUCGCACCGAUUACCUACGCGGGGAAAUCGAUCGGUACCUUACCACGGAGCUUCGCAGCUUAACCACGCUUAAGGAAAACCUAGCACAAGAAAUUUCAAACAUACUAAGUAAUUGCGAUUUGGCGGACAAACACAUGAACGAGAACGUGGACAUUUGGGACGACUGCGAACUCAUGGACGCCAAAGAAAUCUUCCUUAAGACUGUAGAAUUCAUCCGCAACUUCGAAUACGAAAACUCGGACUACAGCAGGAAAGUACGAUUAAUUCUAGCGCACGACCCGAACCAGCUGGUGCUUCACGUGGCCGGUUUCGGAGAUUUAAAUAUAGCUAACAGUCACUUUGGCCAGUCCUCUGGUUUGUUGCAGCCAACGGGAGGUCCCGGUCUAAUGCGAUCGAAAAGCGACCACAGACUAGCCUCUCAAUUCAGGCAGCAAGAAGAGAGAGGAUACGGAGAAAGGGGUUACGGUGAUUCCGAAGACCAAGUUCUCAGUGGCAGGAAAUUCGGCGAAAGGCCCAAAACGACGACCACCACUGAUAGGUACGGCGAGAGGUACGGCAGAGGCGGCACCGAUUACGGUGAUGAUUACGACCACGACGGCAGGCCGACAAGGUCUAAGUACAGUAGAUUCAGACGCCAUCAGAACCCAGACAACGAUUCUGAUACCGAACAGUCAUCCAAAGUCAGAUUCGAGCAGAAACAUGAAAGAGAAAAAACUUUGGACACGGAAGAUGUAGCUCGUGGACCGCUUAGUGGAAUUACCAGAUUAGCGGAUUCUCCAAGAGUCAUGAAAAAGAUGCAGGAGCACGAGAGCGGUAAAAACAAGAAGAAAGAGGAAGCUCCACCCCCACAACCUGCCCCUCAGCCAAAAGUAGUUCCUAAGAGACCUCCGCCUCCGACCACAAGGCAAGUGAGCGAGGAGGACGAAAUUAGCAGAAUUAAAAAACAAAAUAAAGGGGCUACUACGUCCACAGAAACCGCCACUACAGAAACGAGGCCGACAGAAAGGGCUCCCACAGAAGAAAGACAAAGGAAAACCCCCGCCCCUGAGGCCGUAUCCAGUACUGAAGAAACUGACGAAUCAGUAAGUUCCCUGCAACAAACGCAAAGGAAAACCGCAGCCAGCAAAACCGCAGCCGCAGCUACAAGAAGACCUUCCGACGCUAGCCACAAGAAAUCCGCGCGCUCGGCUAGCUCAGACUCCAGCUCAUCGACGGAAUCUUCUACUGCUUCAUCAUCAGCCAUUCGCAAUACCGGCGCACCCUUCACGACUGAAGAAGUGAAACAAAAGAUUUUAUCCCGCACAGAUAACACCACCCCCGCAGUUCGUUCUCGCGCGGGAAGUGGUUCUGCCGCUUCGCCCAAAGACACGCCGGCUCAAAAGCCUUUCCAAAGUCGAUUCCUACAAAACAAACCUACAACGGUCCCCCCUCCCACUACUAACGACGAAGAAGUGAGCGAAAGUAGCUCUGAAGAAGCUACGGAAUCUGAAGAAGAAUCCGAGGAAGAAACUGUCCCAAAAACUGAAACUAAUAAUAUGGCCAAAUCAGAUAUUGGUCCCCUUCUAGCUAGAAGCGCAAACGCUAGAGACAACAGUGCAGAAAACACUCGCAAAUCUGACGAACCAUAUACUAGACCAAAAUACACGCCUAAAGAAGAGCCACCCACUACUAAAUACACAAGAACCAGACCAACACCUACAGAAGACGAACCACCACGCUAUGGAUACACCAGUAGAUUUUUGAACAAAAGCAAAAGCUCCGCAGUGAUACCUCCAGAAGAUGAGGACCAUCACAGCAGCAGAUAUGGCUCUAGUGGAGCCGAAGAAGAGCCUAAAUAUCCUUCGAGUGGCCGCUCCCGCUACAUGGCCCUAAAAGAGCGGCGACAACGCUUAGCUCGAAGCAGAAGCAGCCAACAAUUCGGCGACGAAGAGGAACAAGACGAACCAAUCUCGCCUACCUCCUCCAACCCUUCUGCAUACCUGGCGUCCCGAGGUUACGGCUCGACAACAUCUGGACACGAUCUUGCCAGAAGCCGAUCCUCGCAUGCCCUGAAAUCCAGAGACAACUCACCAGAACGGUCGUCCGCGGCCACCGAAAAAGACGGUGCCGCCCUCAGUUCAUGGGCGAGAUAUUUAAAGAAUAAGUACGGCAACAGAAGCGCAGCUAAAGACAAGGAAUCCGGAGCCAGCGCGACAGCGCCGUCGUCCAGCACGUCCUCCGCAGCCAGGAGACUGUCGCUCGGCCUUCCGCUCAGGUCGUCCACGGAAAUGGGAAGCUCCGACGACGAUUCAAAAAACAUGCAAGGCUCCCCCACUACCCCUACAGCAGCUACGGCGGCGGUCGGUAUCGCCCAGGCAGUGGUAGGUACCUCCCCUAGGAGUCAGUACCUGCAGAAAUGCCAGCAGCUGUUCGAAAUAGGUAGUCGGGGGAGCGAAGCCGGAUGUUUCACGUGGCCCCGCGGCGUCGCCGUCGGGCCGGACAACUCCAUCGUCGUCGCGGACUCCUCGAACCACCGCGUCCAGGUCUUCGAUUCCAACGGCCGCUUCGUGAAGGAGUUCGGCCAGUACGGCAACAAGGAGGGAGAGUUCGACUGUCUCGCCGGCGUUGCCGUCAACAGAAUCGGGCAAUUCAUUAUUGCCGACAGAUACAACCACAGAAUACAAGUAUUUGACCCAUCUGGUAGAUUCCUAAGAGCAUUUGGAAGCCAAGGUACUGCAGACGGUCGCUUCAACUAUCCAUGGGGUGUCACAACCGAUGCAUUAGGAUUCAUUUAUGUCUGUGACAAGGAAAAUCACAGAGUACAGGUUUUCCAAUCCGACGGCACAUUCGUCGGCAAGUUUGGCACGAUGGGCAACAAGGAAGGCCAACUUGAACACCCCCAUUACAUAGCGGUCUCAAACACGAACCGAGUCAUCGUUUCGGACUCGAACAACCACAGAAUCCAGAUCUUCGACGUGAACGGUAAAGUAGUCUCUUCCUUUGGCACUGAAGGUUCCGAUGAUGGACAAUUUAAAUUCCCGAGAGGCGUAGCAGUGGAUGAUCAGGGUUACAUCUGCGUUGCCGAUUCAGGAAACAACAGGAUACAGAUUUUCCACCCCGAUGGGACGUUCUUGAGGGCGUUUGGGUGUUGGGGCAUCGGCAAGGGCGAAUUCAAGGGUCUUGAAGGUGUAGCCAUGACUCCGAAUGGACAUAUUCUUGUGUGUGAUCGAGAAAACCAUAGAAUUCAAGUGUUUUAAGAAGUUUCGAUUUAAUUGUCUAAUCAUUUUUCAAUUAUACAGUGUGUUAACUUACAUCAAUAAACCUUUGCAUUUCUAUAAUA